Lipotes vexillifer (Yangtze River dolphin) is the source of this 2259-nucleotide messenger RNA. RefSeq names its product inhibitor of nuclear factor kappa B kinase subunit epsilon (gene IKBKE). The transcript is spliced from 21 exons. Gene Ontology annotation, biological process: peptidyl-serine phosphorylation. Lineage: Eukaryota; Metazoa; Chordata; Mammalia; Artiodactyla; Lipotidae. Gene Ontology annotation, cellular component: cytoplasm. The record is from RefSeq and is a predicted model, not a curated record. Bases 1 to 2259 code for a protein of 752 amino acids. Gene Ontology annotation, molecular function: ATP binding; protein serine/threonine kinase activity.
AUGACAACAAGCCCUGAAAGCUCUGGGGGCGUCACGCAUUCCCACAAGCCUGCAUGCCCCACAGCCGAGAUGGGAAGGUGGCCGGCCAGCUGGGAGCAAGAGAUGCAGAGCACCGUCAAUUACCUGUGGCACACGGAUGACCUGCUGGGUCAGGGGGCCACUGCCAGUGUGUACAAGGCCCGAAAUAAGAAAUCCGGGGAGCUGGUUGCUGUGAAGGUCUUCAACACGGCCAGCUACCUGCGACCCCGCGAGGUGCAGGUGAGGGAGUUUGAGGUCCUGCGGAAGCUGAACCAUCAGAACAUCAUCAAGCUCUUUGCGGUGGAGGAGAUGGGGGGCAGCCGGCAGAAGGUGCUGGUGAUGGAGUACUGCUCCAGCGGGAGCCUGCUGAGCGUGCUGGAGAGCCCUGAGAACGCCUUUGGGCUGCCCGAGGACGAGUUCCUGGUGGUGCUGCGCUGUGUGGUGGCCGGCAUGAACCACCUGCGGGAGAACGGCAUCGUCCACCGAGACAUCAAGCCGGGGAACAUCAUGCGCCUGGUCGGGGAGGAGGGGCAGAGCAUCUACAAGCUGACGGACUUUGGGGCAGCCCGGGAGCUGGAUGACGACGAGAAGUUCGUCUCGGUCUACGGCACCGAGGAGUACCUGCACCCUGACAUGUAUGAGCGGGCGGUGCUUCGCAAGCCCCAACAGAAAGCUUUCGGGGUGGCCGUGGAUCUCUGGAGCAUUGGGGUGACCCUGUACCAUGCGGCCACUGGCAGCCUGCCCUUCGUCCCCUUUGGAGGGCCCCGGCGCAACAAGGAGAUCAUGUACCGGAUCACCACGGAGAAGCCAGCUGGGGCCAUUGCAGGCACUCAGAGGCUGGAGAACGGGCCCCUAGAGUGGAGCUACUCCCUCCCCGUCACCUGCCAGCUGUCCAUGGGGCUGCAGAGCCAGCUGGUGCCCAUCCUGGCCAACAUCCUGGAGGUGGAGCAGGCCAAGUGCUGGGGCUUCGACCAGUUCUUUGCCGAGACCAGUGACAUCCUGCAGCGAGUUGUCGUCCACGUCUUCUCCUUGCCGCAGGCCGUCGUGCACCAUGUCUACAUCCACGCGCACAACACGAUAGCCAUCUUUCUAGAGGCCGUGUACAAGCAGACCAGUGUGGCCCCCCAGCACCAGGAGUACCUCUUUGAGGGUCACCUCUGUGUCCUCGAGCCCAGCCUCUCAGCACAGCAUAUCGCCCACACGACAGCAAGCAGCCCCCUGACCCUGUUCAGCAUGGUCAGCGAGACCCCCAAGGGGCUGGCCUUCAGGGACCCUGCUCUGGACAUCCCCAAGUUUGUCCCCAAAGUGGACCUGCAGGCAGAUUACAACACGGCCAAGGGUGUGUUGGGUGCCGGCUACCAGGCCCUGCGGCUGGCACAGGCCUUGCUGACAGGACAGGAACUGAUGCUUCGGGGGCUGCACUGGUUCGUGGAGAUACUCCAGGCCACGUGCAGGAGGACUCUGGAGGUCACGAGGAUGGCCCUCCUCUUCCUCAGCAGCAGCCUCGGCACUGAGAGGUUCAGCAACGUGGCUGGGGUGCCUGAGAUCCAGGAACUGAAGAGGGCCGCAGAGCUGAGGUCCAAGCUGCGGACCUUGGCUGAGGUCCUCUCCAGAUGUUCCCAUAAUAUCACAGAGACCAAGAUGACCCUGAGCAACCUGAGCUCUGAGCUGAUGAAGAACCGGGAUCAGGUACAUGCGGACAGAAGCAUCCAGCAGAUUCAGUGCUGUUUGGACAAGAUGUAUCUCAUUUACGAACAGUUCAAGAAAUCCAGGAUGAGGCCAGGGCUUGGCUACAACGAGGAGCAGAUUCACAAGCUGGAUAAGGUGAAUUUUAGUCAUUUAGCCAAAAGGCUUCUGCAGGUGUUCCAGGAGGAGCGUGUGCAGAAGUACCAGGCAUCCCUGGUCACGCAUGGCAAGAGAAUGAGGGUGGUGCAUGAGACCAGGAACCACCUGCGCCUGGUGGGCUGCUCCGUGGCCGCCUGUAACACAGAAGCCCAGGGAGCCCAGGAGAGCCUCAGCAAGAUCCUUGACUGGCUAUCUCACCAGCUCCUGCAAGACAGAACAAAGGGGGCUCAGGCCUCACCACCCACUACAGCUCCUUAUCCUAGCCCUGCACUAAAGGACCUCGUUCUCCACAUGCAAGAGCUCUGCAAGGAGAUGAAGGUGCUGGCGUCUGACCUCCAGGACAACAACCGCGUCAUUGAAGGGUUAAGUAGGGUCCCAUCGGCUCCUGACAUCUGA